This is a messenger RNA of Triticum dicoccoides, 1782 nucleotides long. Its product is annotated as pre-rRNA 2'-O-ribose RNA methyltransferase-like. The transcript has a single exon. Gene Ontology annotation, molecular function: rRNA (uridine-2'-O-ribose)-methyltransferase activity; rRNA (guanine) methyltransferase activity. Gene Ontology annotation, cellular component: nucleolus; preribosome, large subunit precursor. Lineage: Eukaryota; Viridiplantae; Streptophyta; Magnoliopsida; Poales; Poaceae. The coding region runs from base 129 to 1556 and encodes 475 amino acids. The record is from RefSeq and is a predicted model, not a curated record. Gene Ontology annotation, biological process: maturation of LSU-rRNA from tricistronic rRNA transcript (SSU-rRNA, 5.8S rRNA, LSU-rRNA); rRNA methylation; maturation of 5.8S rRNA from tricistronic rRNA transcript (SSU-rRNA, 5.8S rRNA, LSU-rRNA).
UCACUGGGCCGACACGAUGAGCCUGGCAUAGCAAAAUCGGCCAGGCCCAUAUAUAUCACGCGCUUUUUUUUGUUAAUAAAAGUUUCAGAAAGAACCGAUCUCAGCGGCGGCCGGCGGCGGCGGCGGCGAUGGGCAAGGCGAAGGGAAAGCAGCGGCAGGACGAGUACUACCACCUCGCCAAGGAGCAGGGCUACCGGAGCCGCGCGGCCUUCAAGCUGCAGCAGCUCGACGACCGCUUCCGGUUCCUCCCGCCGGCGCGCGCCGUGCUCGACCUCUGCGCGGCGCCGGGCGGAUGGAUCCAGGUGGCCGUCGCCCGCGCCCCCGCCGGCGCCUUCGUCGUCGGCGUCGACCUCGUGCCCAUCCGCCCCGUCCGCGGCGCGCACUCUCUCACGGAGGACAUCACCACCACCAAGUGCCGCUCCGCCGCGCGGAGGCUCAUGGACUCCAAGGGGGUCGCCGCCUUUGACGUCGUCCUCCACGACGGCUCGCCCAACGUCGGCGGCGCGUGGGCGCAGGAGGCCACCGCGCAGUCCGCGCUCGUCAUCGACGCCGUCCGCCUGGCCACCGCGUUCCUCGCGCCCAAGGGCGCCUUCGUCACCAAGGUCUUCAGGUCUCAGGAUUACAGCGCCAUCAUGUUCUGCCUGAAGCAGCUGUUUGAUAAGGUCGAGGUGACUAAACCUAGAGCGAGUCGUGGCACAUCGGCUGAAAUUUACAUCAUCUGUCUGAAGUACAAAGCCCCCGCAAAGAUUCAACCAGAGCUUCUUGAUAUCAAGCACCUGUUCAGUGUGGAUCCAGAGAAGAGCAUGCCUACGGAUGUACUUGAUCCUAAAAGUGCAAAGAAGAGAACUCGUGGCGGGUAUGCGCCUGGAGUCACGGUACUGGAGAAAGUUGGUCUGGCAUCAGAUUUUAUAUGGUCCGAAGUGCAGAAACCACGGGAUUUUCUGGGUUCUUUUACUAAGAUUUCAUUUGAUGAUCCUGCAUCUGUGCCUAUCAAGGACCAUGAGCUCACCACAGAUGAGGUCAAAUACCUUUGUGAGGAUUUGCAGGUGCUGGAUAAAAAUAGCUUCAAGCAUAUCUUGAAGUGGCGCACACGCAUAAGGAAAGCGUUGCCAUCAUCUUCGCUGGUUACACCAAAGGUCAAAGAUGAUGUUCAGCUUUUACAAGAAAUGGAAGAAAUGGAUUCUGAUGAAGAACACCAACUGGAGGAGAUGCUUGAUGAAGCUUAUGUGUGUUAUGUGACCAAAAAGGGUGAAGAAGUAAAACAAGAACACAAACGAGCCAAGCGAAUCGAUCCUGAUGCUGAUGCAGGUUUGUUAGAGGGACGUGAAGAUGAUGGUGGCAACGAUCAAGGUUCUGACAAAGAUCAAGGCCAAGAGACCAACCCCCUUUUAUUAUGUCUAGAUACAGAGAAGCCAACAGAAGAGCAAGAUUGUAAAGCAGUGGUUCAGUCAGGAUGUGUUCACAGAAGCAGGAAGAAGGGAAGGGGUGGCAAAGGAGGCGCCAAGGGAGGGAAAGGGAAGAUGGGUGCCGCCGGCCAGAACAAAGGGGGCAUGUGAGGGAAAGCUGGGAAGAAUGCCGGCGGCAGAGCCCUGCACUGAGUCGAGUUAGUUUAGCAAGGCAUGGAUGAGUAACUAGGUAUUAUGUGAGAUUAGAUCAUUUAUGUGCAUUUUCGUACUUUUCUUUGAUGAUGAAAGCAGAUGAUGAGUCUGAUGUAAUCCAUUCUACCAAACCACUUGGACAAUUGUGGCAUUUGCCUGAGAGAAUAUUUGCUCCGUCUGUUCC